CUUGUGAAAUUUUGUGAAAUGUAAACACGAGAAACGCCUUCAGUUUAAGUAGCGUUGUCUACGCUCCCUGGAUAAAUCCUGCUCUUUGAAAACAUACUUUCAGUUCGAGAAGUUGAUGAACCACGUACAGUGGGCUCACAAUAACGACGGGAGAUUGGGAAGAAGGAAGGGAAACUGAAACACGUUUGAAAAUAGGGAGAAAUAUUGUCCGGAUCAUCUCAUUUCUGUAAUGCUUCUAAAAUUAACUUCUACUUUAUCGAAAGCCCUAUCAAACGCUGUAAGAUAUUCUACUCUAGCAAAACGUUUUUUUUCGGGGCUAUUUAUUAACCAGCUAGUAUUAAAAAGAGCGAUGUAAAAUAGUUAGACCUUGUGGUGCUGAACUGAUUUAAAGAGUCGACGGGAAAAUUGCACCGUAACAAUCUGAAACCAUCGACGUUCAAUGGAUAGGAGAUCUAUCAAUGACUUGUCUGAGGACAUCAAAAAUAGAAUAGCAGAAGUUUUGGACAAGGGAGAUCAGCUACCCAACUGGAGAUUGCUGAUAAGAGAUGUCAUAAGACAAUACAUGCCUUUGUAUGAUGAGGCUUUUGUCACCAAAUAUUUUGCUAUGGAAACACUGUUACCAGGUGGAAGUCCAACCCUUAAACUGCUGAAUGACUUGGGAGAAAGAAAAAUAACUGUGGGAGUUCUGAUAAACUGGAUCAGUUCUUUAAAUCAAAUGAGACCUAACCUGCAGCUGCAGGCAGUAUUAAAUUUGUUAAGGUCUCCAAUAAUCACACAAGAUGUUGAAAGUGAAGUACAUGGAACACAUGGACAGCAUGUCCGUAUACACUGUGAAGCAUCUGGUCAACAGCCACUUCACUUUCAAUGGUUUAAAAAAAGAGUAAAACUUCAUGGACAAACAGGGAAUACAUUAACUCUUCAAAAUGUAUGGGAACGUGAUGAAGGAUAUUACAUUUGCCGAGUAGCAGAUUCUUCUGGUUGCACAUUCACCAGUUGGGCCAAAGUGAUUAUCAAUGAAGACUACACUGCCUAUGGUUCUUCACAAUUUGAUUUACCAGUCAUCACAAGUCAACCAGAUCACAGAGUUCCUGUACAUGUACUUCAAGGUUCACAGUUAAGGUUGUACUGUGAUGGUGUUGGAAGGCCAGCUCCAAGCUUUCAGUGGUAUCAUAACAACACACCCAUCCAAGAGGCCACAAAUAGAGUGUUUACAAGAAGUGCAGCUUCCACAGAAGAUCAAGGUUUAUAUUUUUGUAAAGUGUACAACUCUGCUGGGGAAACCUUGUCCCAAUCUACUCAAGUGAUUGUUGCCAGACAUGGAGGAGAUUUACCUGUAAGAAGAGGGGGAAGUGGCCCUACUGACAGUGAUCCCAGUGACAGUGAGAGAGUUGCAAAUAAAGUGGCCCUGUUGAUUGGAAAUAAAGAUUACCAUUUCCAGCAGCUUGGAAGGCUCUUCCAUCCAAUCAAUGAUGCUUGUGACUUAACUGGCAGGCUGGUCAACAUGGGUUUUAAUGUAGUUUCACUGGUCAACCUGACCUUGGCAGAAAUGCGAGAAGCCCUGGUGGAGUUUUGUAAACUUCUGGUCAAAGACACUUAUGCUGUGUUCUAUUUUGCUGGCCAUGGUUUUGAGCGAGGUGGACGUAGUUAUCUGAUGCCAAUCGAUGCAACAGAUUCGUAUCUUCGCAACGAGAACUUGGCUUCAGCUGAAGUGCUUAGUGCUAUGCAGGCGACUGAGGCAAAGUUGAAUGUUGUCUUACUGGAUUGCUGCAGAACAGAGUAGGUGAAAUAAUGAGCGGCUUAAAGGAGCUCAGUCACGAUAUUUUGAGUUAUUUUGGCCACAUACAAAAUUACCUUUAA
Molecule: messenger RNA, 1857 nt
Organism: Orbicella faveolata
Lineage: Eukaryota; Metazoa; Cnidaria; Anthozoa; Scleractinia; Merulinidae
Product: mucosa-associated lymphoid tissue lymphoma translocation protein 1-like
Biological process (GO): proteolysis
Molecular function (GO): cysteine-type endopeptidase activity
Source: RefSeq, a predicted model, not a curated record